Molecule: messenger RNA, 1741 nt
Organism: Mizuhopecten yessoensis (Yesso scallop)
Lineage: Eukaryota; Metazoa; Mollusca; Bivalvia; Pectinida; Pectinidae
Exons: 2
Coding region: 215-1297 (360 amino acids)
Source: RefSeq, a predicted model, not a curated record
CAAAGGUCUAUUAAUUAAAUUAGAAAAAUACGGGAUAAAAGGCAAACUUUUAGAUUGGAUUAAAAACUACUUAAGUAACAGACGCCAGUCAGUGGUACUAAAAAAUGCUAUAUCUUCUGAAGUAUCUAUCAAAGCCGGAGUUCCUCAAGGUUCAGUGUUAGGGCCACUUCUUUUUCUUGUAUACAUCAACGAUAUCUCAAAUACAUUACUAUCAAUGACUAGACUUUUUGCUGACGACACCGCAUUAGCAUACUCUUCGAAAAAUUUACACGAUAUAAAACAAAUUAUAAACUACGACAUGGAACAAUUAAACCUUUGGUCAAAUAAAUGGUUAAUGAAUUUCAACCACAAACACCUAGGAGUCAUUAUUAGUAACAACGGCACAUGGAACUCUCACAUCGAACAUAUACUAACAAACACUACAAAGUACAUUGCAACUUUAAGGAAAUUAAAAUACAUCCUAAAUAGAAAAAACUUGGAAAAAAUAUACCUUGUUUUUAUAAGACCACUAUUUGAAUAUGCCUGCGAAGUAUGGGACAAUUGUAAUAUCACAUUUUCGAAUAAAUUAGAGAACAUGCAGUAUGAAGCAGGUCGAAUAAUAACUGGAUUACCUAUUUAUACAAAAAAAGAAUUUAUUUACAGAGAGCUCGGAUGGAAAUCAUUGAUAGAUAGACGCAGGAUUAGAAAAUUAUCCAUGUUUUAUAAUAUUUAUCAUGAUAAUGCUCCCUCAUUUCUUAAAUCUCUUCUACCACCUAUUGUGUCAAACUUCUCUAACUAUAAUCUUAGAAACAGGAAUAACUUUCAGAACCCAUACUAUAGACUGCAAAUCACAAAAUCAUCCUUCAUACCAAGUACUUCAGACUACUGGAACAAUCUAUCUAUAGAAACAAAGUCAUCAGCAUCCAUUAAACAAUUUAAAUCUCUUAUUCAGCCCCAAGUCACUACCCCUUCUUAUAUUAAAUGUUUUCUUGAAUAUGGGUCCAGAAAAGUAAAUAUUAUACAUUGCCAAUUACGAAACCGCAGUAGCUCUUUAAAUUACGACCUUUUUAAAGCCCACCUUCGAGACAACUCUACUUGCGACUGCGGAAAUGACUCGGAAGACUCUUCCCAUUUCUUACUAAAUUGUAAAAAAUUUGAUCAAUCCCGUAAUAUAAUGCUCCAAUCCCUCGAUUGGUAUAACGAGAUCACUGUUGAACACCUUCUCUUCGGAGAUGCAAACCUUGACUACAAUCUAAACAUUCAAAUUUGUAGGUCUGUACAACUGUUCAUUUUAAGCUCCAAACGGUUUAACAUGUAAUACCCAAUAGUCUUAUUGAAUAACCAGGAUACCUAUUUCGACUAUUCUCAUCUGUCUCUCCCCUCCACCUCCUCUCUUAUUCCAGCCCCUCUCCCUUUUUCCAACACCAACGAUCUCUGUGUACUAACUUCAAUCUUAGCGUCCAUCAAUAUCAUAACCGUUUCCAUAUGACAAAGAGUGCGUGUUCGGUUUUCCUAAUCUAGUCGGCUAAGUAUGUAAGGCAGGAAUUCACAAAAGGACUUGGAGUGACACAGGAGAAAGGCAAAUGCGGCACGGAAUGUGAUUGAACUUUAGAAAAGCAGAAGGACAUGUAUGUAUAGAUUAGUUAUACUGCUUACGCCGACUUGAUUGGGAAAAUCACACACGCGAUCUCAAGUAAACUCUCCGAAUACAUAUUUAAAAACUAUACGUUGGUGUCCCUAAUCCUAUCAUUACCUCUUUUGC